This is a messenger RNA of Dreissena polymorpha, 1859 nucleotides long. RefSeq lists its product as uncharacterized. Bases 660 to 1859 code for a protein of 399 amino acids. The transcript is spliced from 11 exons. NCBI's taxonomy places the organism in Eukaryota, Metazoa, Mollusca, Bivalvia, Myida, Dreissenidae. The record is from RefSeq and is a predicted model, not a curated record.
UCGUCAGUAGCAACGGCUACGAUUAUCGAGCAAAGUUAUGCGAAAAUGUUAAGGCGGUCAAUAAUGAUCCGAUUUUUAUAAAAUAAUGUUUCAUGGAAACAUAAGUAAUUAUGCUAGAAUAAGAAUUUAUAAUGCCGCGAUGCUUAAAGACAUAGCACCAUAAGAAUUUCCAAAUCGCGGCAAUAAUGCGGUUUCGGCUGAAAGUGGCUUAUAAUAUAUGCUGAUACUACAAGAACUAUUCAUCUUAAAGGUUAAGUUGAAACACUAGAAGUGCAAAUAAUUGAUAUAAGUGACUUACCAUAAGCACCAAUAUGAUGAUUGGAAAUUGACAACCCAUGGCUGCAUAACAGUGUUGCCGGUUUUCACGGAUUAGCACAUUGAUUGUUAUCUUGAGUACAGCAGUACUGUUAAUAAGCGUUUGAUUAAUAGUGCAGUAGUUCACACUAAAUUGCUUUAUGGCGAAAAAUAAUCGCACGUUAAUUGUUCCCCUACAUGGGGUAUGAGGGCAGCCAAUAAAAAUGCACAUGGACUGCGCAUGUCAUGCCAUCGGCAACGCCUAUUUUCUUCGGAGGACAUAUAUGUUCACAAAUAUGCAGCACUCAAUAUUGUAGUAUUCGUACUAAACGUCAUUGAAUUGCUAAUUCUGUUGUUGGAUCAAAAUGGAGUGGUCGGUUCGCUUGAGUGCAAUGACUUUACUGUUGUUAAUUAACGAUGAAGUGAAAGGAAUAAUCUCAGGACUGAAGUGUGCAAGGGACAGCAUGACCAAAAUUAAGGUUAAAGCGGGCGCAGUGUGUUUUCUGCUUGACAUGGAAAACAACACAAAUGAAGGAAAUAAGACUGGUUCCGCAUUUGUUAAAAAGUGGUCCUCCUAUGUGGAAGUGCGUACUUCCAGUCCUGCAAGUACGGUUGACCUACAAAGUAGUGACGAGUCCUUUAAUGAGUCUGCUAUUGAGUUGAUGAACAUGGAUUUUUUGGACCAAAGUGAUGCGGAGAUUGGGAUCAUGAAAGAAGAUGACACUGCAGCCAAAGGCAAACAUGAAAAUGAAGCUCAACAGAAAUACUUGGGUUUAUUUGAUGUCCACAUCGAUAAUUUGGUACCACCUACACCAAAAAGAACGUCAAGACUGCUUGACCUGCAGCAUGUCAAAUUUCUGAUGGAUUCGUUCCAGUCCGGAUUCACAAACCAGCUUACCAUCCUAGUGGGUAUGGUACCAGAACGAUGUGAUACAACCAUGUUAAAGACAAAAGGUGCAGUUCAAGUUGAGACGCUAGGUGGAAAUCACACCAGGGAAGCACUUCAAUCUCUCAUCAGAAGAGGACAAAGCAAGCUCUCCACUGUCAAAGUAAAUGUAUACUCACUGCUAUCUACUGCGACUGCAUUGACGGUGGGGUGGCAACAUAAUGUUGUACUUCAAGAAAAGCAGAAGCCCAUCACGUUUGUAGACAAAGUAAGAUUGAUGAGACAGGUUCCGCCUUCCAAUCCCCUUACCCCCGCAGACAUGAAAUCCUGGAAGGGGCUACUAUCAUCAAUUUUCCAAGUGAAGGACGUGAGACGGUUCCAGCAAGUGUAUGGGAUUCACCUGAAAACGGCUCAGCUGGACCAGAACAUCUGGGCCAUGGUGGAGGAUGUGUCAGAAUCUGCCAUUAAAAUAAACGAAAAGUUUUUCCGGCCGUUAGUCAAAUUGUCUGACGUUGAAGUAAAAACAUGUCUGGAAAUCCUGAAAAGGCUAGGUCUGGCAGAAUAUAACAAGAAAGUGAAGGAAUUUUCACCAGCAUCAUCGAAAAAGCGGAAAAUUGAGGAUGGGUCUACCUGUGAUAAGGAAGAAAGAAAUCAAUAUGAAGAUCUGCUUGGUUUUUGA